Molecule: messenger RNA, 1479 nt
Organism: Cicer arietinum (chickpea)
Lineage: Eukaryota; Viridiplantae; Streptophyta; Magnoliopsida; Fabales; Fabaceae
Product: arabinogalactan O-methyltransferase 1
Biological process (GO): xylan biosynthetic process
Source: RefSeq, a predicted model, not a curated record
AAAAAAAUGUAUAACUCGAAGCCAAUGCCAACUCAACACGACCCCAAUGUGUGCAGUUGUGGUGCACCAUUAGCAAGCAUUAACGCCUCAUUGUUUAUUUAGUAUUAUUAUUAAAUACUUAUCUGAAUUAAUUAUUGAGUACCACUCACCCACCUCAUCCCUAUUUCAACCCUCACCGCGUUAUCACUUAUCAACACAACUAUCCACAGUUUCACUCACUCAUUACUAAAAUAAACAUAAAAUCCAAAAAACUUAUAUUAAUCUCUCCAAAUACACACAAUAUGCAAGUCAACGAAAAAAUGAGGAAUCGCUACCACCUUGGUGAAAAACGCUGGUUCUUAGGCCUGUUAGUCAUUUUGGGAAUAAUCGGAGCAUCACUUUUCAUAACUACCUUACUCCAAACCUCAAACAAUACCUUGUUAUGUUCUCUCACCCGAACCAAUACCCGAACCACAAACCAACUCAACAACCCAACACAGAUCCAGCUUCAUGCUAUCCUUCACUACGCAACCUCACACGUUGUCCCACAACAAUCUAUUUCUGAGAUCAGCGUUACCUUAGACGUUAUCAAAUCCCUAAACCGACCCAUAAACUUCCUCGUUUUCGGGCUUGGCCACGAUUCAUUAAUGUGGACCGGGUUUAACCCAAGUGGCACCACGCUAUUCCUCGAAGAGGAUCCAAAAUGGGUCCAAACCGUACUUAAAGACGCGCCUGAGCUUCGAGCCCAUACCGUUCAGUACCGAACUCAGCUCCAAGAAGCCGAUGAGCUUCUCAAAUCUUAUAAAUCGGAGCCGACUUGUUCACCGGCUAAAGCCUUUUUACGCGGAAACGAAAAAUGCAAACUCGCUCUUCACAAUCUCCCUGACGAAGUUUACGAAACAGAUUGGGAUUUGAUAAUGAUAGACGCGCCGAGAGGCUAUUUCGCGGAGGCUCCGGGUCGUAUGGCGGCGAUAUUUUCGAUGACGGUCAUGGCGAGAAAUAGAAAAGGUUCCGGUGUGACGCACGUGUUUCUGCACGAUGUGGAUCGGAAAGUUGAGAAGGUUUAUGCGGAAGAGUUUCUCUGUAGAAAAAAUCUGGUGAAAGGUGUUGGUAGACUUUGGCACUUUGAAAUUCCUUCUCUGGGGAAUCAAAAUAACACUCUCGAUCAUUCCAUUGCUUCUCGUUUCUGUUAAGAAUUAUUAUUAGCCAUUGGACUAUGUUUUUGUUUUUAUUUUUUUCUUACAGAUAAUUUGUUUUGAUCUGAAAUGAGUGAUGCUUAGCGAUAUUUAUGAUUCUAUAUUUUAAUUCUGUUUUCUGGUUUUAUUUUUACCUUUCGUCGUUUCGUGAUUAGUGGCAAAUUGUAUUGUCGGUGGAGUUGGAUUUCAUAGGUGGACGGUGAUGAUUAUUCGAUUGAACCGUUCUUAUGCUGACACGAGGCAGCUUGUGAAUUUCUUUUUUUUUAACUCUUCUUCGUCUAUAAUCCAUUCCAAUACAUUUGAA